AUGUCCAAACAAGGGGAGGAAAAUGAUUUCAUGAAGCUUACACUUUCACCACCUGAAAAAUUAACCGGAUUUGAAUGGUGGAGACGUUCAGCACAAUAUGCCACUAAAUUAGGUCUUAGUGAUACAGAAGCCAAACAAUAUGAAUAUGAUUAUCGAUUCCGUAAUCCAGAAGAAAAAUGUAAGACAUGUAAUGAAAAUCUUGCCUGGAUGUUGACAUAUUCUCCAUCAGUUACAUUUAUGUUAGAAAAUAUAAAUAAAUUUGCUAAAGAUGGUCAAGGAUUAAGUAAAGAAAAUAUAAUAUGUGAUAUGUGUACGGAUACAAAGGGUGGUGGGUUCCAUCCACAAUCAGGGGUUUUGUUGUGUGCCAAUUGGAUUACAAGUAAAUGGCAAUUAGAAGAUGUUUUAACUCAUGAAUUGGUUCAUGUGUAUGAUUAUUUAAGAUUUAAUCUUAAGUUUGAAGAUUUGAGACAUCAUGCAUGUACUGAAAUAAGAGCUAGUAUGUUAAGUGGUGAAUGUAGGAUUUUUCAAGAAAUUAAGAAAACUGGUUUAGGUAAUUUUGGUAAGAAAUUUCAAGGUUGUGUUAGAAGAAGAGCUGCUAUAUCAGUAGCAGCUAAUCCAAAUUGUAAAAGUCCUGAAGAAGCUGAAAAAGUGGUUGAUUUGGUAUGGAAUUCAUGUUUUAAUGAUACUAGACCAUUUGAAAGAGUAUAUAGAUAG
Hemisphaericaspora subhashii is the source of this 714-nucleotide messenger RNA. Its product is annotated as putative metalloprotease. Gene Ontology annotation, biological process: mitochondrial protein processing; mitochondrial proton-transporting ATP synthase complex assembly. Gene Ontology annotation, cellular component: extrinsic component of mitochondrial inner membrane. Lineage: Eukaryota; Fungi; Ascomycota; Pichiomycetes; Serinales; Debaryomycetaceae. Gene Ontology annotation, molecular function: metalloendopeptidase activity. The transcript has a single exon. The record is from RefSeq and is a predicted model, not a curated record. Bases 1 to 714 code for a protein of 237 amino acids.